This is a messenger RNA of Urocitellus parryii (Arctic ground squirrel), 1688 nucleotides long. RefSeq names its product GDP-D-glucose phosphorylase 1 (gene Gdpgp1). Gene Ontology annotation, molecular function: GDP-D-glucose phosphorylase activity. Gene Ontology annotation, cellular component: cytoplasm. The record is from RefSeq and is a predicted model, not a curated record. Gene Ontology annotation, biological process: glucose metabolic process. NCBI's taxonomy places the organism in Eukaryota, Metazoa, Chordata, Mammalia, Rodentia, Sciuridae.
AAGUCUCGUGGUGUUGCAUCCCCACCUGCAAUAGGUGCUGGCAGCAACAGCCCUGGGCGGGACCCGUAAGGAACAUCUAGGAAAUCCCUUCAGCCGGAGUAUCCGGGAAACCUCGGACUCGYCGGGUGACAGGAAGCGGUUGGCUCCCCAUCUGCCCUGAGAGCACUUUUCCAGUCUGUAUCAGCGGGCGCCUGUUACAACACUCGGUACACCGAGCCCCUUUUUCCAGAAGUAACCACAACCUUGCUGCCUGUUAAGCCUGUUUACUGAGAACCCACUGGAUGUCAAGUACUGUGCACAGUUAUCUUCCAUUCUUGAAACAGCUGGACCAGGAUUGUUUCAGGUAGUUCCAUGGCUCUUUUGCAUUAUUCAAAGGAAACUUCAUAUUUGCUACCUCCAAACAAUGAGGACUGGGAAGAGAAAGGCAUCCCUGAUUUUGUCUAUGGGCAGAAGGAACUUAUAGUGGAAGGCAUUCAGUGGCCAAGGAAUGCACCCAGCGCCCUGGACAUACCAACGAGAUUUGACUCUGCCCUCUGUUCUGCCUGGAGGCAGAGGGUGGAGCUAGGGCUCUUUCGCUACCGCCUAGGGGAGUUGCAAACUCAAACCCUCCCUGGUGCUGUGGGUUUUGUGGCUCAGCUAAAUGUGGAGCGAGGUGUACAGAGGAGACGUCCUCAGAACAUCAAGAGUGUAAGGCAGGCAUUUGACCCUGAACAGUUUAACUUCAACAAGAUCCGGCCAGGAGAAGUUCUCUUCCGUCUGCACCGGAAGCCCAAUGACUGUAGAGCUGUCCAGCAAGAGGACAUCCUGGUGAUAAUCAAUGUCAGUCCCCUGGAGUGGGGCCAUGUGCUCCUGGUUCCUGAGCCUACUCUGGGGCUACCCCAGCGCCUGCUACCAGGUGUGCUGCGGGCAGGGCUUGAGACUGUGUUGCUGAGCUCUCACCCAGGCUUCAGGGUUGGCUUCAACAGCCUGGGGGGAUUGGCUUCAGUGAACCACCUCCACCUGCAUGGCUACUACCUGGCCCACAGAUUGCCUGUGGAGGGGGCACCAAGUGAGGCUCUAGACCCAGGGGGCCAUUUGUAUUUGCUCCAGGCCGUACCAGCUCCUGGUUUCCUCUUUUACACUAGUGGGCCAGGGCCUGACUUAGAAGCCUUGAUUAGCAGGGUAUGUCGGGCCACUGACUACCUCACUGAUCAUGAAAUUGCACAUAACUUGUUUGUAACUCGGGGAGCUCCACCUGGAAAGGCGUCAACAUCCACAAUUCUCACAGGGGUCCGAGUAAUUCUGUGGGCCCGGAAGUCCAACUUUGGAAUAAAGAAAGGUGAAGCUUUCAAUGUUGCCCUCUGUGAACUGGCUGGCCACCUCCCUGUCAAAACAUACCAGGACUUCAGUAGCCUGACAGAGGAGGCUGCCCUGGCCCUCAUUCAGGACUGUCUGCUGCCUCCAGCCCAAGCAGAUGAGAUACAGGAAGCACUGGUAGCCUUGAUGGCCCAGGAAGAGCUAUGAUCCUUCUGGAGGUAUUUAUUUGCUAACUGACUGAAUCCCUUUCCAUUCAUAGUCAUUCAUUGUCGUAGUCAUCUGGUCAUUUAUUUUUAUGAUUGCUUUCCUACUUCUCUCAGCCUAAGGGGAAGAAUAAAGAAAGAACUGAUGACUGGUCUUGGUGAAGGAGAGAAACCUUGGAAUAAAUUGAA